Molecule: messenger RNA, 534 nt
Organism: Photinus pyralis (common eastern firefly)
Lineage: Eukaryota; Metazoa; Arthropoda; Insecta; Coleoptera; Lampyridae
Product: cuticle protein 64-like
Exons: 2
Coding region: 84-527 (147 amino acids)
Source: RefSeq, a predicted model, not a curated record
CAGCAGGAGAAAGCAUUUGAAGAGCUAUAAAAAUAUCCCAAAAGUCUCAAACGGUACCAUUUGUCAUUCGAGCCUGACCCAAGAUGUCCCUCAAGAUCGCGCUACUUCUGGCCGCCGCCGUCGCCGUUGCUCAGGGCGGGUACUUGGAGCCAUCGUUGAGAUUGGCAGCUUUACCUGCACCGGUCCACUACGAGAGUUACGUAUCUCCGGCCGUUACCAAGACGGACUUCCUUCCAGGAUCUUACUCGUCUUCCUACAGGAGCGAUGUGAUCACACCGCGUGUUCGCUACACGGAAACACCGGGAUACAGCUACUCGGUCCCUCAACCACCCGCAAUCGGUUAUACUCCAACCAUCACCAAGGUGGCCGAGUUCGCUCGUGUCGCCCCUGUGAUUGCACCGGCUCCAAUCGCUCGCGUUGGAUACGCACAUGGAUUAGGAUACGCUGGAGCCGCUCCCUUAGCUCUCGGUCACGGUUUCGGAUACGGCGGUCAUGGAUUUGGGUUCAACAAGUACGCUCAUUUCUAAAGCGGGA